UUGAGUUGCAAGGCAUUCGGCGUGGUCCACGGCUGGACACAAUUGGUAAAGUUAUUUCGAGUGCGAGCGCAAUCUCUGGUUAGGCCGCUAACGCGGCAAUAACGCAAGCCCAGCAUCCCUAUUUCGUGUUGGACUGGAGGUAAAUCCAACAUAUUGGUCCUUCGAGCCGGAUCGAGGACUGAUCCGGAUCAUCAAGGCUGGGCUUUCGCCAUUGCAUUUUGGAGCGACUCCUUCAUUUACGGGACGACGCCAUUUUGGGCGGUGAAGUUUAUUGGAGUAUUGGGGAACAAAGGUUGUUCCGCCAUCGCAUAUUCUCUAACGCUUUUUAUCCGCCAUCGCUUAACUGGACAUUGGCGCCAAGGGAUUUUUCUCAGGUGAGUUGAUCCACUACCAUAUGUCCAGCCGAAGCUUAUCGUUUAUGCAAUACUAACACACGUUUUCGAACAUUAUUGCUUUGCACAUCGAGUUACUUUACUGCACUGUCGGCAUUUAUAUUGGAUAACGGUUGAAGUUGGAUAAAGCACACCACUAAUUGGAAGGAUUGGAAGGAAAUAGUCUGAACCCUAUCAUUAAGAAGAGGAAGCGCAGAACAAGGUUCUCCAGGUUAGUGGACAAUUGAUGGUAUAUGUUCGCCGAAGCUAGGCUCGGAUACUUCACAAUUAUAAUAAAAUAUCCUCUUCGACGGUGCGUUGUGCUUUAUACUAUUCUACUCUAUAUGCGAGUCUAUGAGGCUACUUACGGAGACAAGUUUAUAAUGUACGAUACAUUUGCUACUCGAACUUACUUUGUGAUUUGCUGCGCUGUUAGUUUCUCCAGGUGAGAUUCAACAGUAUAUGGCCAGCCGUGGCCUGGGCUUUUAUUGAUACUACAUGCUUGCUUUCCCACCUCGAUUUCCCGUUUCUAUCGAUCAUUUGAGAUUAUUUUGGAACAAACCCACCGCAUCGCCACUUAGUUCGCUAUUGGUCACAAAUUUACAUUCGCUUGGAGUGCAACAAUAUAUUCCGUCAGGUAAAAUAUAGAAUAGUAUAUGCCUGGCGAGGCUAGGAUCGUUCGCAGAAUAUUACACCACCUAUUUUUUUCGCUUUUAACAAUCGGUUACCAUGCCAGCCGCCACUGGAUCCGCUACAAAAAAGGCACCGUCCCUGAAGGGCUGGAUAACGAAAUUGAAGGAAAUUCAAUCAUCCUUCAAUGAUAUUUGGGAAUUUGUGGAACAAUUCCCGGAUGGAAGCACUAUCACUGAAAUCGAAGUCCGUUUGCAAAAACUCGAGGAAUUGUGGGAGAAAUUUGGGGAGACACUUGUCGAGAUUAAAUCACACGACGAUUUUCCACCCGAGAGUGGAGACGCCUACGACAAAGAGAGAAGAGAGUUCAGUAACCGUUAUUAUCGUGCAAAGCCGUUCCUGUUGGAGCGAAUUAAGGAACACCAAGCUCCUCCACUGUUGGAACAAUCCACCCAUGCAGAAAUCUGGCUAUUUCUGGGUGGGUGAGGAUGUUGGUGAUCAACAAGUUUCACCCCACACUUCAUCCCUGGUUGGAGUCAACUAUA
Wyeomyia smithii (pitcher-plant mosquito) is the source of this 1546-nucleotide messenger RNA. RefSeq lists its product as uncharacterized. The coding region runs from base 1101 to 1487 and encodes 128 amino acids. The record is from RefSeq and is a predicted model, not a curated record. NCBI's taxonomy places the organism in Eukaryota, Metazoa, Arthropoda, Insecta, Diptera, Culicidae. The transcript is spliced from 2 exons.